AUGUCAGCUCCAAGCACAUUUGGAGAGCUGGGUCUCUCCAUCAUCGGCAUCGGCGCCGAAUAUCCACCAUAUUCACUAGAUUAUACUUGCCUCAAUACCCUUAGUGACAAGUUCUAUCCCGAUACACCUUCUAUGCAAAAGGUCCUCGGAAUCAACAGAUAUACCGGAAUUGACACACGCUCGUCCAUUGGAACACCCGACCACCCAGUUGUUAACAAGAAAGAUGCGCCCUCAAUAGCAGAGCUCCACUCCCUGUUCCUCUCCGACGGUGUUCCUCUCGCGAUUCGAGCCGCUCGAAAGGCUAUUGACGAGGCCAAGAUUGACACAAGAUUCAUUACCCACAUAGUCGCCACAACAUGUACAGACAGCGCAAACCCGGGCUUCGACCACUUUGUCGCAAAAGGUCUCGGUAUAUCGCAUGGUGUAGAGAAAGUCUUGCUUCACGGUGUUGGUUGCAGCGGCGGACUAGCAACUCUCCGAACAGGCGCGAACCUAGCUCUUGGUCAUAAAGCACGCGGUCUGCCCGCGCGCGUCCUAUGUGUGGCACUUGAGGUUAGCACCACUAUGGUACGUAGUGAGCUAGAUAGCAUCAACGAGCUACAGCAGACAAGAAUAGGCGCAUGCCUGUUUUCGGACUGCGGUAGUGCCGCUGUGCUAAGCAACGGUAUCGGUGAACCUUCUGAACCAGUAUAUGACCUCCUCGGCUGGGACCACAGGACCAUACCAGAUACUGAGGAUGACUUGGGGUUUGAUGUUGACCCAGUCGGCUGGAAGGUUGUUCUCACACCUCGUGUCCCCAAGCUCACUGCUGCCUCAAUUGGCCCAGCUUUCAACGACCUCAAGGCAUCUCUGCCCCAACUCCCUCCAGACUAUCAGAAAGCAGCCGACUUCGACUGGGCGAUGCACCCUGGCGGCGCUACCAUCCUUUCAGGCGCUGAGAGGGCCAUGGAUAUCACACCAGAACACCAAAGGGCAAGUUAUGACACAUACAUCAAUCAUGGCAACUCAAGUUCGGCUACCAUCUUCAGUGUCAUGGAUCGCCUACGUUCGAGAGAUAUGGAUGCCAUGGCGCCUGACGGACGAGUCCGUGACUAUGUCGUUGGUUGUGCUUUCGGUCCUGGUAUCACAGUUGAAAUGUGCAUGUUGAAGCGGAACACGUCUUAUGGUGCGGGCCUGCCUGGCCUACAGACUCCACCAGAGACACCGGCCGAAACGGAGACUGAGCCGAGUGAAAUCGGGGACGGAGAUGGUGAGUGGGGCCGUGAGUCCAGCGGAGAUCCGGCCGAGUCGCCAGAUCAGUAUGCGUUGUUUGUGGCCGAAUCGUUGGAGCAUCUAGAUCUAGAUUAG
Fusarium mangiferae is the source of this 1347-nucleotide messenger RNA. RefSeq lists its product as uncharacterized. NCBI's taxonomy places the organism in Eukaryota, Fungi, Ascomycota, Sordariomycetes, Hypocreales, Nectriaceae. The record is from RefSeq and is a predicted model, not a curated record. The transcript has 3 exons. Gene Ontology annotation, molecular function: acyltransferase activity, transferring groups other than amino-acyl groups. Gene Ontology annotation, biological process: polyketide biosynthetic process. The coding region runs from base 1 to 1347 and encodes 448 amino acids.